AUGGGUGUCUCGGGAUUACGAUCAGGGCGCCGGUUAGACUUUUGGAGCGAUGCUAGAAGCCCAGGGUCACCUGCAAUAGUCCGCGUACCGCCGAGUCGACGGUCUGAGACGUGGAAACAGCUGGUAUUGCGUGGAAUGCUUCCUGAAGUGACCAUCGCUGACGUACAGAGAGCCAUUGAACUCGAGCCAGUCUCACUGGACCAGGACUUACACACUCAAGCUGCAAGACUACUGCCACUGUGUGUAAACCUACAGAUAACGGGUGUCAGCAGACGUUCCAGAAAACCUGGGUUUUUCCUCAGCGCUGGAAUGCAUGCUCGGGAGUGGAUAGCACCUGCAACUCUCAUCUACAUAGCCGGUCAGCUAAUUGAGCAAUACGGAAAUAAUACAGCUGUAACACAGCUGGUGGACUCCAUGGAAUGGGUGAUACUUCCGGUAUUUAACGUGGAUGGCUACACCUACACCUGGACAACGGAUCGACUGUGGAGGAAAACCCGAUCACGACAAAAUAACGAAACCUGUGUCGGCGUGGAUCCUAACAGGAACUGGGACUGGAAAUGGUGCGAAAAAGGUGCAUCCAAAGAUCCUUGCUCGCCCAUAUAUUGUGGACCAAGUGUCACGUCAGAGCCAGAGGUAAAAGGUGUGGCAGACUUCCUGGCUGCGGUCCCUGGGCGGUUUAAAGCCUAUGUUGAUUUCCAUGGUUUCCUGCAGAUCUGGUUAAGCCCGUGGGGUCACUCACGAGCAUUUCCACGGUGGUUCAUUUUCCAGAGAUUAUGUUCUAAUGAGGCGGUAAGAGCCAUAACAGCUGUACACGGGACAAAGUAUCGCCAAGGAACAACCGCACUCACACUGUAUGUUAUCAGUGGUGCAGGAAUGGACUGGGCAUACGGUGUGGCGAAAAUUCCCUAUGCAGUCACAGUUGAACUUCGAGACACUGGAAAAUAUGGCUUUCUUCUACCGGCCAACCAGAUCAUUCCUUCAGGGGAGGAAACUCUACAGGGAAUAAUAGCAAUGGCGAGAUAUGUCAUAAGAUAUUCGUAGUAUGCAAAUUGUUGACAUUUCCUGCCAGGAGGAGAGCGUCAGAUCAAACUUGACGAUGUGCAAUCUGGACAAUGACCAUUACGGUUGUGAAUCAUUUAUAAAACGACAUCAUCGAAAG
Liolophura sinensis is the source of this 1159-nucleotide messenger RNA. RefSeq names its product carboxypeptidase B-like. Bases 1 to 1041 code for a protein of 346 amino acids. Gene Ontology annotation, biological process: proteolysis. The record is from RefSeq and is a predicted model, not a curated record. Gene Ontology annotation, molecular function: metallocarboxypeptidase activity; zinc ion binding. The transcript has 8 exons. Lineage: Eukaryota; Metazoa; Mollusca; Polyplacophora; Chitonida; Chitonidae.